Molecule: messenger RNA, 831 nt
Organism: Closterium sp. Yama58-4
Lineage: Eukaryota; Viridiplantae; Streptophyta; Zygnematophyceae; Desmidiales; Closteriaceae
Source: the annotation of a GenBank genome assembly
AUGUUCUGUACACGAACUUGCGUUCGCCAGACGUCUCGCAGCUGUGCAGGGACCUGUUCACAGCGGCUUUUAGCAAGCUGGAGCGCCGCAUGGGGGGAAGGGGUGAGCGAGGAGGCAGCGAUUGCUACCUUCCUCAAUCCGCGCCUCAAGACUGCGACCUUCAGGCUUAGGGCCCAGGGGGCGAGGAUUAGCGCGCCCAUUGUGGUGGAGGCGGGGGGCCAUGCCAGGGGGGCCAGGGCACUCAACCUGGACGAGGAGAGGGUGAAGGCGCUGAUACGCGAGCGCCUUCCACCGUACCAAGCAGCGGCCCGUGCAGCGGCAGAGGCACGCUUCGGGGGUGAGGUCACGAGCGCUAGGAGAGUGGCGGAGCAGGGCAUGGCAGUGGUCGGGGCUGCAGGGCGUAGGGGGGCUAGGUCGCGUGGCGUGCUCGACUUUCAGGCUAUGCCGUUUGCUGAGCUAGCAGAGAUGGAGGCGGAGGAAGGCGUGCGGGCACAGGACGAGGUGGACCAGUACUUGGCUGAGGCGAGGCAGGAGGGUGGGUGCUCCUUAGUGUACUGGCGCGGGAGGGAGCAGCAGCUGCCCGGGCUUAGGGCCAAGGCACGCGAUUUUCUGGGUAUCCCCGUCACGUCUGCGGCGAGUGAGCGAGCAUUCAGUCAGAGCAGGAAUAUCAUAUGGUGGCAGAGGCGUCGUCUGAGCCCACAGCAGAUGCGUGCGGCCAUGAUGAUCAACACAUGGCACGAUCACCACCCUGGACAGAGGCUUGAGAUUUGUGGUGGCACUAGGACUAUGCUGGCACAGCUGUGCCUUAAGGCAGAGCAGCUGGGGUUGUGA